Messenger RNA from Coregonus sp. 'balchen', 38921 nucleotides. The record is from the annotation of a GenBank genome assembly. Lineage: Eukaryota; Metazoa; Chordata; Actinopteri; Salmoniformes; Salmonidae.
CUCUAGUUAUCCUGCUGCUGUUUUACAUAUUCUAUGGCGUUAUGGUCAUCGGCAGGCGGAGCAGGGCUGCUGCAAAGCCUUGUGGGUCCUGUGACCCGCAGCAGGGAGAGGAGAGGAGCAGUCAGUGAGUAAUGAUGACAUGGACGUGGAUGAUGCUGUAAAACGCUUAGGUUAUGGCUGCAUCCGGGCGAGCGGGCAGGCGGGCGGACUGACUGACUGACUGACAGACAGAAAGAUCAGACAGACAGACAGACAGGAAAAUCAGACAGACAGACAGAGCGCCAGAAUGGCCAGACAGACAGACCGCCAGAAUGGCCAGACAGACAGACCGACCGUUAGAAUGUUUCUGAGGUCUAAAGUAGAAUUUCUAUUAAUCACUGGAAUUGUUGUUAUUGUUGUUGUUGUUGUUGUUGUUGUUGUCUCUCCCCCUCUUCCUAUAUCGCUCCUUCUCCUCCUCUCUUAAUCUCUCCCUUUAGCUCUCCCUUUCUCUCCCUCUCCCUCAGCUUUGAGACCAACCCUCCAAUCAACGACCCUCCCAUCACAGACGACCUUCCUGUCACCGACGACGACCUUCCCAAGAUGGCUUCCGACUCCGCUUCUGAUGACAGCAAGUUCCUGCGGCAGGACCAUGACUUCAGGAACAGUGGUGUGGGGCAGGCUGAUUGGUCGGCCAAGAAGAUGGUGUGGAUCCCGUCAGAGAAGGAGGGGUUUGAGGCCGCCAGCAUUAAGGAAGAGAAGGGAGACGAUGUAAGGCUGUUGCAUCUGAAAUGGCACCCUAUUCCCUAUAUAGUGCACUACUUUUCACCAGGACCCUAGUGCACUAUAUAGAAAAUCUUCCUCAUCCUUCUCCUCUUCCUCCUCUUCCUCCUCUUCCUCCUCUUCCUCAUCUUCCUCAUCUUCCUCCUCCUCCUCCUCCUCCUCUUCCUCUUCCUCUUCAUCCUCCUCAUCUUCCUCUUCCUCUUCCUCAUCCUCCUCAUCCUCCUCAUCUUCCUCCUCCUCCUCCUCCUCUCUCCUCCUCCUCCUCUUCCUCCUCCUCCUCAUCCUCUUCCUCCUCUUCCUCAUCCUCAUCCUCCUCUUCCUCCUCCUCCUCCUCUCUCCUCCUCUCCAGGUGCUGGUAGAGUUGGCUAAUGGUAGGAAAGCGACAGUCAACAAGGAUGAUAUCCAAAAGAUGAACCCUCCUAAGUUCAGUAAGGUGGAGGACAUGGCAGCUCUUACCUGUCUCAACGAGGCCUCUCUCCUCCACAACCUCAGAGAGAGGUACUUCUCCAGCCUAAUCUACGUGAGUACGCUCUUAGAAAAAAGGGUUCCAAAAGGGUCCCCAUAGGAUAACCCUUUUUGGUUUCAGGGAGUAGCCUUUUUGGUUUCAGGGAGAAGCCUUUUUGGUUCCAUGUAGAACCCUUUUGUGUUCCAUGUAGAAUCCACUGUGGAAAGGGUCCUAAAUGGAACCCAAAAGGGUUCUCCCUGGAACCAAAAGGGUUCUCCUAUGGGGACAGCCAAAGAACCCUUUUAGGUUCUAGAUAGCAUUUUUUUUGUACCUUUUACUGCAGUGGGCUAAAUCAGGCUCACACAGAGUGUUUCUUAGUAGUCUUCAACAAAUCUACUUUGAAACAAAAGUAAACACCUCACACACAUGGUUAUGGCCUUAAAAAAAGAAGACACCUGUACCAUGUCAGAUACAGAGUUGAAAUGGAUUUUGCAUCCCAAUAUUACACUUUGUAUACAUCGCAGAAGACUGAAAUAUAACAAAACCGUUUGACAUAGAAACACAGAAUUCUCAGCGGGUUUUUAUAAAUAAUGUUUAUAAAAUUAUGAAAAUAUAAAAAAUAUUAAUAACAUUGCACCCAUGAGGCCACUAGAGGGUGAUUUGGUAAUUUGACUGCAGGAAAGGCAUACGAGUGUAUAGACAAUACCCGUAUAGACACACACACACACACACAUACACAGGCAUGCACACACACACACACACACACACAGGUACAUACAUGCACGCACGUGCACACAUAAUACACACACAGACACACACACACACACACACACAAAUGAUGUUAAUGGGCAAUUUGUGCUGAAGUUUUUAACAUGUGUACGGAACAAAAAUUAUAAUCCUCCUCCUCUUCCUCUUCCUCUUCAUCCUCCUCUCCUCCCCCCUCCUCUCCUCCUCUUCCUCUCCUCUCCUCUCCUCCUCUCCUCCUCCUCCUCCUCCUCCUCUCUUCCUCCUCCUCUCCUUUCCUCUCCUCUCCUCUCCUCCCCCUCCUCUCCUCUCCUCCCCCUCCUCUCCUCUCCUCCCCCUCCAAUCCUCUCCUCUCCAGACGUAUUCAGGUCUGUUCUGUGUGGUGGUGAACCCCUAUAAGAUGCUUCCUAUCUACUCAGAGAAGAUCAUUGAGAUUUAUAAGGGGAAGAAACGUCACGAGGUUCCUCCUCAUAUCUACUCCAUCACUGAUAACGCUUACAGGAACAUGAUGCAAGGUAAAGGGGAGAGAGAGAGAGAGGGGGGGGGGCAUAUCAUUUAAUGAAUGUUAUAGAAAUAGGACAAUACAGUAUGUUUAACUGAGGACAGGCGAUGCAGCAUUGAAUGUCUGGAGAUAUCUGGCUGUCUGGUCUAGCAGUGGCUUUAACCUCAAACCAAGGCUGUGUCCCAAAUGGUAGCCUGCUAUUCCCUAUAUAGUGCACUACUUUUCCCCAGGGCACAUCAAAUCAAAUCAAAUUGUAUUUGUCACAUGCUUCGUGAACAGCAGGUGUAGACUAACAGUGACAUGCUUACUAACGUCCCCAACAGUGCAGAGAGAAGAUGAGAUUAAAAUACAUAAUUAUUAAUAAUAUAAAAAUAAUAACACAAGGAAUACAUACACAAUGAGUAACGAUAACUUGGCUAUAUACACUGGGUACCAGUACUGAGUCGAUGUGCAGGGGUACGAGGUAAUGUAGGUAGAUAUGUACAUAUAGGUAGGGGUAAAGUGACUAGGCAACAGGCUAUAUAUUAAAUAGUAACAGCAGCGGAUGUGUGUGUGUGUGUGUGUGUGUGUCUGUGUUGGAGUGUCAGUGUAAGUAUGUGUGAGUGUGUGGGUAGAGUCCUGUGUGUGUGCAUAGAGUCAAAAUAGUUAGUGUAAAAAGUGUCAAUGCAGAUAGUCCGGGGUAGCUAUUUGGUUAACUAUUUAACUAACUAUUUAGCAGUCUAAUGGCUUGGGGGUAGAAGCUGUUCAGGGUCCUGUUGGUUCCUACUUGGUGCAUCAGUACCGCUUGCCGUGAGGUAGCAGAGAGAACAGUCUAUGACUAGGGUGGCUGGAGUCUUUGACAAUUUGUAGGUCCUUCCUCUGACACCCGCCUGGUAUAGAGGUCCUGGAUGGCAGGGAGCUCUGCCCCAGUGAUGUACUGGGACGUACGCACUAUAGUCUUAGAAAAAAAGGUGCUAUUUAGAACCUAAAAGGGUUCUUCGGCUGUCUCUAUAAGAGAACCCUUUAAAGAACCCUUUUUGGUUCCAGAUAGAACCCUUUUGGUUCCAGAUAGAACCCUUUCCACAGAGGGUACUACAUGGAACCCAAAAGGGUUCUACCUGGAACCAAAAAGGGUUCUCCUAUGGGGACAGCCGAAGAACCCUUUUGGAACCCUUUUUUCUAAGAGUGUAUUCUCUAUAUAAUGCCCAGUGCCUAAAGUAGUGCAUUAUAUAGGGAACAGGAUGCCAUUUCAGACGCAAUCCAAUUCUUUCUUGUCCAGUUUCCACCAAUCAGAAGGGGGUCAUCUCCAAAAUACCCAUACAUGGAGUGUGUGUGUGUGUUAAGGUGUGUGUGUUUGUGUUUCAAAAUACCCAUACAUGGAGCAGGUUACCAAGGUUACCUUCCUCCAGUAGCCCUCUCCAUCCUCCUGCUAUUUUUAGCCAAUAAUGAGUGACAGAGAAGUUAAUCUCUUGCAAAAAUAGAUUUAGGAAGAUUUAGGAAGCUGUUCCUAGCCUCUGGCUAGUCUUUCCUCUAUGUGUGAGUGAGCAGAGUACCGCCCUAAAGUUCAUGUUUGGUGUGUUCAGCUUGGCUUCAACUGUCCUGCCUUAACCCAUCUCUCUCCCUCUGUUUCCCUUCUCUCCUUCAAUCUCUUUCUCUCUCCCUCUCCCCCCUCUCUCUCGCUCUCCCUCCCACUUCCUCACCCUCCCUCACCCUCUCUCCAUCUCCCUCCUUCCCUAUCUCUCCCCCCCCUCCUCUCUCUCUCCCUCCCUCCCUCUCCCCCUCCCUCCCUCCCUCCCUCCCUUUCUCUCUGUCUUUCUCCAUAGACCGUGAGGACCAGUCCAUUCUGUGCACGUGAGUCCAAACCUCAAACACAGACAUACCUUUUCCAACACAUUAACUUGUUGCCCCUUGCACCAUGGCUGCGUCCCAAAUGUCACCUUAUUCCCGUGACCUUGGGACUAUAAGGUUCUAUCUGCGCAAAGCAUCAACGUUUUCACAUCUCAGAACUGUUUUGUACACUCUUAGAAAGAAGGGUUCCAAAAGGGUUAUUCGGCUGUCCCCAUAUGAGAACCCUUUUUGGUUCCAGGUAGAACCCUGUUUGUUUCCAGGUAGAACCCUUUUGGAUUCCAUGUAGAACCCUCUGUGGAAAGGGUUUUACAUGGAACCCAAAGGGUUCUACCUGGAACCAAAAAGGGUUCUUCAAAGGGUUGUCCUAUUGGGGACAGCUGAAGAACCCUGUUAGGUUCUGGAUAUAACCUUUUUUUCUAAGAGUGUAGUGAAUUCUUCUUUCAUAACUGAUUAAGGUCCUCACCUUAAAAGUGCAGAGUACCAAAAUCUUGAGACAUUUCUAAAUCAGUUUUUUUAGCGGGGUGCAAUCGCAGAUAGAACCUUAUGGUUCUGAAAUGUCAAUCUGGGUUCAGCCAUAAGGUUCUAUCUGACACUUAUGAAUUAGACAGAGGUGAGUCUGGACCCCUGUCCUUCUCCUCUCCUCUUUAAACCCCCUGUCCCUCUCCUCUCCUCUCUAACCACCUGUCCCUCUCCUCUCUAACCCCCUGUCCCUCUCCUCUCUAACCCCCUGUCCCUCUCCUCUCCUCUCUAACCCCCUGUCCCUCUCCUCUCUAACCCCCUGUCCCUCUCCUCUCUAACCCCCUGUACCUCUCCUCUCCUCUCUAACCCCCUAUCCCUCUCCUCUCCUCUCUAACCCCCUAUCCCUCUCCUCUCCUCUCUAACCCCAUGUCCCUCUCCUCUCCUCUCUAACCCCCUAUCCCUCUCCUCUCUAACCCCCUGUCCCUCUCCUCUCUAACCACCUGUCCCUCUCCUCUCUAACCCCCUGUCCCUCUCCUCUCCUCUCUAACCCCCUGUCCCUCUCCUCUCCUCUCUAACCCCCUGUCCCUCUCCUCUCUAACCCCCCUGUCCCUCUCCUCUCUAACCCCCAUCUCUCUCCUCUCUAACCCCAUGUCCCUCUCCUCUCCUCUCUAACCCCCCUAUCCCUCUCCUCUCUAACCCCCCUGUCCCUCUCCUCUCUAACCCCCUGUCCCUCUCCUCUCUAACCCCCUGUCCCUCUCCUCUCUAACCCCCCCUGUCCCUCUCCUCUCUAACCCCCAUCUCUCUCCUCUCUAACCCCAUGUCCCUCUCCUCUCCUCUCUAACCCCCUAUCCCUCUCUAACCCCCUGUCCCUCUCCUCUCUAACCCCCUGUCCCUCUCCUCUCUAACCCACUGUCCCUCUCCUCUCUAACCCCCUGUCCCUGUCCCUCUCCUCUCUAACCCCCUGUCCCUCUCCUCUCUAACCCCCUGUCCCUCUCCUCUCUAACCCCCUGUCCCUCUCCUCUCUAACCCCCUGUCCCUCUCCUCUCUAACCCACUGUCCCUCUCCUCUCCUCUCUACCCAACCAGAGGUGAGUCAGGAGCGGGCAAGACAGAGAACACUAAGAAGGUGAUCCAGUAUCUAGCGGUGGUGGCUUCCUCUCACAAAGGCAGCAAGAAGGACCCUGGAGCUGUGAGUGUUACCUCUAGUGUACAAUACAAUAUGAUACACUACAAUACACUGGAGCUGUGUUACCUCUAGUGUACAAUACAAUAUGAUACACUACAAUACACUGGAGCUGUGUUACCUCUAGUGUACAAUACAAUAUGAUACACUACAAUACACUGGAUCUGUGUUACCUCUAGUGUACAAUACAAUAUGAUACACUACAAUACACUGGAGCUGUGAGUGUUACCUCUAGUGUACAAUACAAUAUGAUACACUACAAUACACUGGAGCUGUGUUACCUCUAGUGUACAAUACAAUAUGAUACACUACAAUACACUGGAGCUGUGUUACCUCUAGUGUACAAUACAAUAUGAUACACUACAAUACACUGGAUCUGUGUUACCUCUAGUGUACAAUACAAUAUGAUACACUACAAUACACUGGAGCUGUGAGUGUUACCUCUAGUGUACAAUACAAUAUGAUACACUACAAUACACUGGAGCUGUGUUACCUCUAGUGUACAAUACAAUAUGAUACACUACAAUACACUGGAGCUGUGAGUGUUACCUCUAGUGUACAAUACAAUAUGAUACACUACAAUACACUGGAUCUGUGUUACCUCUAGUGUACAAUACAAUAUGAUACACUACAAUACACUGGAGCUGUGAGUGUUACCUCUAGUGUACAAUACAAUAUGAUACACUACAAUACACUGGAGCUGUGUUACCUCUAGUGUACAAUACAAUAUGAUACACUACAAUACACUGGAUCUGUGUUACCUCUAGUGUACAAUACAAUAUGAUACACUACAAUACACUGGAGCUGUGUUACCUCUAGUGUACAAUACAAUAUGAUACACUACAAUACACUGGAGCUGUGAGUGUUACCUCUAGGGUUGCAAAAUACCGUUAACUUUCCUACAUUUCCCAGAAAUCCUGGAUGGAAGUUUCUUGGAAUCAGGAUGGAAUAAGCAGGAAAUCUGGGAAUCAUCCAACCGUGAUUUCUGGAAAACCUGGGAAUUUAGGGAAAGUUACUGGAAUCUUUGCAACCCUACCUCUACUGUACUCUCCUAAACACAUUCAAAACAAUACAAUGGAACUUCUUUAAUCCCUCAGAGGAUAGCAGCAGAUAUUGAGUUGAUGGAAAUUGAACGGAAAUGUCAAAACUGUGUAACCCUUUUGUUUUAAAUGAAAUUGAGAUGAGUACUCAUGAGUGACUGUACUUUUAUCAAUGUGAUAACCAUUUUUUUUUUUAAACAAUUAAAUACAUUUCUGUGUGACAUUUUUUGUGUGACAGGAUGCACCAACACUAGUCAAGGUAUGAAAAGUCUUACUGUCAUGAGGGCAAUACAGACUACUCUAACCUUAACUGACUGUGUGGUAGAAACUGCUGUUAGUCUGGUUGGUGGGCUGGUUUCUCUUCAGUUUGUGGUGUGCUGCUGGUGGUUUAGGCGUUAUGUCUUCUGCUCUCAAAAUCAAUACUGAUAGACCACCUCCCCCCUGUAGUUUUAUAUGAAUCAAUACUGAUAGCCAAUGAUCCAUACUCUAAGUCCUGCUAUUAGACCACCUCUAUAUUCAUGUUCUAUAUAUUCUAUGUUCCCCUUACCCAAUCACAGAGUAAGGAGAAAGACAGUUUAGGGUUCACAUAUCAGACACUACCUAUUCACCAAGGAUACAAUUACAUUAGAACAAGAACAAGAACAAUAAAAAUGUAAUAAAAAAAUAGCUAGUGAUAAUAAAGAAGAAUAGAAGAAUACUUUAUUGUUUAUCAUUAAUAAUACGUUAUGCCAGGUUAUGAUAUAUUAUGCCAGGUUAUGAUAUAUUAUGCCAGGUUAUGAUAUAUUAUGCCAGGUUAUGCCAGGUUUCAUUUACAACUGCGACCUGGCCAAGAUAAAGCAAAGCAGUGCGAUAAAAACAACAACACAGAGUUACAUAUGGGGUAAACAAAACAUAAAGUCGAAAAUACAACAGAAAGUAUAUAUACAGUGUGUGCGAAUGUAGUAAAUUAUGGAGGUAAGGCAAUAAAUAGGCCAUAGUGCAAAAUAGUUACAAUUUCGUAUUAACACUGGAAUGAUAGAUGUGCAAACGAUGAUGUGCAAAUAGAGAUACUGGGGUGCAAAUUAGCUAAAUAAAUAACAAUAUGGGGAUGAGGUAGUUGGAUGGGCUUAUUACAGAUGGGCUGUGUACAGGUGCAGUGAUCGGUAAGCUGCUCUGACAACUGACGCCUAAAGUUAGUGAGGGAGAUAAGAGUCUCCAGCUUCAGAGAUUUUUGCAGUUCGUUCCAGUCAUUGGCACCAGAGAACUGGAAGGAAUGGUGGCCAAAGGAGGUGUUGGCUUUGGGGAUGAUACAUUAUGCCAGGUAUGCCAGGUUAUGAUACAUUAUGCCAGGUUAUGCCAGGUUAUGCCAGGUUAUGAUACGUUAUGCCAGGUUAUAAUACGUUAUGCCAGGUUAUGCCAGGUUAUGAUACAUUAUGCCAGGUUAUGAUACGUUAUGACAGGUUAUGCCAGGUUAUAAUACAUUAUGCCAGGUUAUGCCAGGUUAUAAUGUUGUGCCAGGUUAUGCCAGGUUUAAUACGUUAUGCCAGGUUAUAAUACGUUAUGCCAGGUUAUAAUAUGUUGUGCCAGGUUAUGCCAGGUUAUGAUACGUUAUGCCAGGAUAUGCCAGGUUAUGAUACGUUAUGCCAGGUUAUGCCAGGUUAUGAUACGUUAUGCCAGGUUAUAAUAUGUUGUGCCAGGUUAUGCCAGGUUUAAUACGUUAUGCCAGGUUAUGCCAGGUUAUAAUACGUUAUGCCAGGUUAUAAUACGUUAUGCCAGGUUAUGAUACGUUAUGCCAGGUUAUGCCAGGUUAUGAUACGUUAUGCCAGGUUAUAAUACGUUAUGCCAGGUUAUAAUAUGUUGUGCCAGGUUAUGCCAGGUUAUGAUACGUAGUCUCCUGAGUGGCGCAGUGGUCUAAGGCAGUGGUCUAUGGUUCGAAUCCAGGCUCUGUCGCAGCCGGCCGCGACCGGGAGACUCAUGGGCGGCGCACAAUUGGCCCAGCGUCGUCCAGGGUAGGAGAGGGAAUGGCCGGCAGGGAUGUAGCUCAGUUGAUAGAGCAUGGCGUUUGCAACGCCAGGGUUGUGGGUUCGAUUCCCACGGGGGGCCAGUAUAAAAAAAUAUGUAUUCACUAACUGUAAGUCGCUCUGGAUAAGAGCGUCUGCUAAAAUGUAAAUGUAAUACGUUAUGCCAGGUUAUGAUACGUUAUGCCAGGUCAUAAUACAUUAUAAUAGGUUAUAAUGGUCACACCAUCCCUCUACCUCCCCUGUAGGAGAAGCCAGAGAAGCCUGGGUCUCUGGCCUAUGUGAGUAUGAGAGUAGCACCCUAUUCCCUAUUUAGUGCACUACUUUUGACCACCACCUAUAGAGGUCUAGUAAAAUAAGUGCACUACAUAUGUAAUACGGUGCCAUUUGGGACGUAGCCACAGUGAGUUCAUAGCUGCAUGCUAGCUAGCGUGUCACACCUACAUUAGAUUAAAUGAUAUUUUCAAUCUCUUCUCUCCUCUCCUAUAGCAUGGGAACACUAUUAACUGUUGAUGACAUCUCUGUGUGUGUUAGAAAGUAUAGGCCUGUAUGACGUUUAAAAUAGUGUGUGAAACAUUCAAAAAUCACCCCAUAAUAAUAUUUUCACUAAUAUCUCCGAGCUGUUUCUAUGCUACGUCUCACUGACUGUGCUUUGCUCUGUGUCUGUUGCACUGCUUUGUAGUGUGCUAAAAAAAUAAGUGUGUCUAAGUUGUCAAUUUCUUGUUGUACAGUGUAAAAUAACUUUUGUUGUUUUGUUGUGUGACAUCAUUAUUUUGUAAUAUAAAAAUUUGGAUGUCACAGAUAUGUUGGAUAUAUUUGAUUAUUUUUACUACUUUCUCCUGGUUUCCCUACAGGGGGCGCUAGAGAAGCAGCUUCUGCAGGCUAACCCCAUCCUCUCCUUUCCCUCCUUCUCUCUCUUCCUCUCCUCUCUCCUCUCCUCCUCUCCUCUCCUCCUCUCCUCUUCUCUCUCCUCUCCUCUCCUCUCCUCUCCUCUCCUCUCCUCUCCUCUCCUCUCCUCUCCUCUCCUCUCCUCUCCUCUCCUCUCCUCUCCUCUCCUCUCCUCUCCUCCUCCUCUCCUCUCCUCUCCUCUCCUCUCCUCUCCUCUCCUCUCCUCUCCCACUCCCUCUCCUCUCCAUCUCCCUCUCCUUUCCUCCUCUCCCUCACCUCUCCUCUCCUCUCUACUCUCCUCUCCCCCUCCUCUCCCUCUCCUCUCCUCUCCUCUACAGGGGGAGCUAGAGAAGCAGCUGCUGCAGGCUAACCCCAUCCUGGAAGCCUUCGGGAACGCCAAGACCAUCAAGAACGACAACUCCUCACGAUUCGUAAUUACUCACAGUUUACACACACUUAGACACUGUUACACAAAUUAAAUUCAUUACAGUUUUUCUCAAUUGCUAAAACACUAAACCCUAUUGUCUGAACCAAAUGCUCAGUUGCCUGAACCCACUGAUUGAAUCAAUCACUCUUUUGGCAAAACCAUAAGCACUUUUCACCUGUUUAGACAUAACUUGCCAACACAUUUUCAUUGUGAUGCACCCGUGCUGCAUAAUGGUGAGCACAGGUGACAAAAGUCAAACACAAUUAGAGCACAGGUGUCACCACUUGAACACAACAACUCAAAAUGUGUGAGGGAACAUAUACAGUAAGCCAGUUCAGAGAGCACUGGUUUAUGAGGCCCUACAAUGGAUAGAAAUCUGAGAGGAAGAGUUCGUGUGAGAGGAGGUCGAGGUGGUUGAGGUGGUCAGCGAAGACAAAGAACAGUAAUAUCUGAUGAAAUCAGAGCUACUGUGAUUGACCAUGUUCUUGUCCAUGGUAUGAGCAUGAGGGAGGCUGGACAAAGGGUACAACCAAACAUCAGUAGAUUCACUGUGUCCACCAUGAUCCGAAAAUUUAGAGAAGAGAACAGGUAAUUACCUUUUUUAGAUAUUAUAGUACAGUAUGUAAAUGUUGACAGCAAUUACUGUAUGACAUACUAUAUACUGUACCACAGUAUACUGUAAGUAAAUAUAUGUUUCAGUACAUCACUGUACCAAUGUACUGUAGUAUUGUAAUGGAGGGUUGGUCUAACUGUUUGUAGGCCUAGUAUUCCAUGUAUAUUUUUUGUAACUCUAUGUUCUCUUUUUGUAGAAUUGAAAGACUGCCAUAUGGGGGUGGGAGGACAGGUAUGUUCUCCCCACACCAAGAGACCCUAAUUGUUGAUAUGGUCCGUGAGAACAAUGCCAUUAAACUGAGCGAAAUUCAGCAGAAGAUCAUUGAGGACCAUUUAAAUUUUGAGGGUAUCAACAGUGUCAGCCUCUCUACUGUUGAUCGUGUCCUCAAGCGCAACAGACUGCGCAUGAAACAGCUAUACAGAGUGCCCUUUGAUCGCAACUCAGACAGAGUCAAAGAGCAAAGAUUCCAGUAUGUAGAGGUUGGCAUAUAUCCAGACACAUUCAAUGUUGAUUACUCUAAGUAGUGAUUUACUGUAGUGGCCUAAAUCACUUUUUCCGUAUCACUUACAAAACGAUAUCUAUUUCUACAGAGGGUUUUUCAACUGGAUGCAAUGGAAAGACCCCAUCAAUACAUCUACAUGGAUGAAGCUGGGUUUAAUCUCACCAAAAGGAGAAGGAGAGGCCGUAAUGUGAUUGGCCAUCGGGCCAUUGUUGGUGUUCCUGGGCAGCGUGGUGGCAAUGUCACAUUAUGUGCUGCCAUCAGCAAUCAUGGGGUUGUCCACCAUCAUGCCAACCUGGGGCCCUACAACACUCACCAGCUCCUCAUUUUCCUCAAUCACAUGCGAGAUGCUUUGUUAGGGCAGCAGGAUGAGCAUCCCAUCUAUGUUGUUGUUUGGGACAAUGUGAGUUUUCACAGAGCCCUCCAGGUUAGAGAGUGGUACAAUAUGAACCAAGGUUUUAUCAAUCUUUGCCUUCCACCGUACUCCCCUUUCCUAAACCCCAUUGAGGAAUUCUUCUCCUCAUGGCGGUGGAAGGUAUAUGAACACCAACCUUACACCAGGGUGAAUCUCCUGCAAGCCAUGGGACUUGCCUGUGGUGACAUAGGUGUGGAGGCAUGCCAAGCCUGGAUACGGCAUGCCAGGGUUUUUUUCCCCCCGUUGCCUGGCCAGACAAAAUGUGGCCUGUGAUGUGGAUGAAGUCCUGUGGCCUGACCCAGUACGGAGACAUGAUGCUGUGGCUGAGUAAUGCACUUAUUUGUAUAUUUUUGUACUUUAUUUUUACAUGGGCUUACUGUACACAAGUGGCAAACGCAUAAGAUUUCUGUUUGUUUUUACAAGUGCUACAUGUAAAUGCACAAGAUUUCUGUUUUGUCUUUUUGUACAAGUGCUAAAUGCACAGUUUUUUUUUGUUUUGCAACAUGCAUUUAGCCUACAGUGAACAAUAAACAUUUAUUUCUCCACCUUCAUGUCCUGAGCAUUGUGUUUUCUAUUUUUCUACGUAGUGUUUAGUGACUGUUCAGUAGUGUUUUUUAUUUUGAUUGACUCGGGGCACGAUUUGACAACAUAGUUCAGUUUUGAGCACAGAUUGAACUGUUUUGAGGUGAAAGUUUGGUUUUGCAAGAAGAGUCUGAGGUUUUGUGAAUGUAGCUUGAAAAUUGGGUUUUGUGUUCACAGUUAAGAGAAAGGGAGAGCAGCUUUCAAGAAAUGUGUCUUAGCAAUCGAGAAAAACUGUAAUUCAUUAAUUCACUCUCUCCACAUUACUACUAACUUAAUUAAGGCUAUAACUAGGGCCCAGAGUCUUUCCUGGUUUGAUCACAUAGUCAGGAAAACCUCCUGGCACCAGUCCCUUGUUAUUAGAGUACAGACUGCUAUUCCUUGUUAUUAGAGUACAGACUGCUAUUCCUUGUUAUUAGAGUACAUACUGCUAUUCCUUGUUAUUAGAGUACAGACUGCUAUUCCUUGUUAUUAGAGUACAGACUGCUAUUCCUUGUUAUUAGAGUACGGACUGCUAUUCCUUGUUAUUAGAGUACAGACUGCUAUUCCUUGUUAUUAGAGUACAGACUGCUAUUCCUUGUUAUUAGAGUACAGACUGCUAUUCCUUGUUAUUAGAGUACGGACUGCUAUUCCUGUGAUAUCAUGACAUCUAUCAAGAGCUCACAUAUACAGUAUCCUCUGUAUCUCUCCUCACAGGGGAAGUUUAUUAAGCUCAACUUUGACGUGACUGGAUACAUCGUUGGAGCCAACAUCGAUACCUGUAUCCUCAUGAAACAUCAUUCUAUAAAUAUACAUACUUUGGGCUCCUCAUAGAGAUGUAUUGUAGUGUGUAUCAAAUUAAUCUUUUAGAGAUUAGAGAUUUCCCAGACACAGAUUAAGAGAUUAGAGAGAUAUUAAAACAUACAAAAGACACAGAUUUAGCCUAGUCCUGGACUAAACAACAUGUUCAAUGAAGAAUUUCUAUUUAUAUUGUAUGUGUGUCAGGGAAUCUGGCCCAAUGUAAAAUGCAGUGUCUUGUUCCUUCGCCACAGAGUUUGUCUUUAACCCUCCCCUGUCCACCAGACCUGCUAGAGAAGUCUCGCUGUAUCCGCCAAGCCAAGAUAGAGAGAGCCUUUCAUAUCUUUUACUACAUGGUGGCCGGAGCGAAGGACCAGCUAAAGGGUGAGGUGAUAGAUAGAUGGAAGGAUGGAUGGACAGACGAGGAUUGGUAGUUUCUCCUAAAUCAGGGGUGGGCAAUAAUUUUGUCUCGAGGGCCACAUCGGGAUUUAAAAAUUCUGCGGCGGGCCCACCCAUGUCCUAGAUAGUUACACUGUAUGCUCAUUUAAACUACAGGUCUGAAACUACUUUCUGUCCCUAUAUAGGAGCUGUUGCUGAAGGGUUUCAGUGCAUAUUGUUUCCUUAAAGCGGUAUACACUGAGUGUACAAAACAUUAAGAACACCUUCCUAAUAUUGAGUUGAACCCCACCCCCCCUUUUGGCCUCAGAACAGCCUCAAUUUGUCGGGGCAUGGACUCUACAAGGUAUUGAAAGCGCUUCACAUGGAUGCUGGCCCAUGUUGACUCCAAUGCUUCCCACAGUUGUGUCAAGUGGCUGGAUGUCCUUUGGGUGGUGGACCAUUCUUGAUACACACGGGAAACUGUUGAGUGUGAAAAACCCAGCAGCGUUGCAGUUCUUGACACAAACCGGUGCGCCUGGCACCUACUACCAUACCCCGUUCAAAGGCACUUAAAUAUUUUGUCUUGCCCAUUCACCCUCUGAAUAGUACACAUUUUUUUUUUUUUUUUUUUUACAUACACAAUCCAUGUCUCCAUUGUCUCAAAGCUAAAACAUCCUUCUUGAACCUGUCUCCUCCCCUUCAUCUACACUGAUUGAAGUGGAUUGAACAAGUGAUAUCAAUAAGGGAUCAUAUCUUUCACCUGGAUUCACCUGGUCAGUCUAUGUCAUGGAAAGAGCAGGUGUCCUUAAUGUUUUGUAUACUCAGUGUGUCUUAUUGCUAUUAUAAACUGGUUACCAACGUAAUUAGAGCAGUAAAAAUAAAUGUUUUGUUAUACCCGUGGUAUAAGGUCUUUGUUAGCCAAUCAGCAUCCAGGGCUCGAACCACCCAGUUUAUAAUAUUUAAUAUAUUAUUAUAAACCAGGUAGUUUGUGUCCUGGAUGCUGAUUGGCUGAAAUCCAUGGUAUAUCAGACAAUAUACCACAGUGUUUACUGUUCUGAUUAUGUUGGUAACCAGUUUAUAAUAGAAAUAAGGCACCUCGGGGGUUUGUGGUAUAUGGCCAAUAUACCACGGCUAAGGGCUGUAUCCAGGCACUCUGCAUUGCGUUGUGCAUAAGAACAGCCCUUAGCCGUGGUAUAUUGGCCAUAUACCACACCUCCACAGGCCUUAUUGCCUAAUUAUUUACUGUAUAAACCAUAAACCUCCUCCUCUCCUGUCUGUCCCUAUAUAGAGGAGCUGUUACUGGAGGGUUUCGGGGCGUACCGGUUCCUGGUGGCAGGUCAUGUGGAGGUGCCUGGUCAGGAAGAUGAUCAGAUGUUCAUAGAAACACUGGAGGCCAUGGAGAUCAUGGGUUUCUCUGAGGACGAGAGGACAGGUACUGGUGGGAGGGGGAGGGCUGUCUAUCAUUCUCUUUCUCCACCUCACUCUGUCUUUCUCUUUCUGUCUCUCUUUCUGUCUCUCUCUCUCUCUCUCUCUCUCUCUCUCUCUCUGUCUCUCUCUGGAGGAUGAGGGGAUAGGUAGGGGGAGGGCUGUCUCUCUUUCUGCUUUCUCUCUCUUCCCACUCUCCUCACCUCUCAUCCCUCGCUCCUCUCCUCUCUCUAGGCAUGAUGAAGGUGGUCUCUACUGUGCUCCAGCUGGGGAACAUUACCUUCAACAAGGAGAGGAACAAUGAGCAGGCCACCAUGCCCGACAACACAGGUGAGACAUGACAUCACCCAGGUAGUAACACAGGUGAGACAUGACAUCACACGGGUAGUAACACAGGUGAGACAUAACAUCACACAGGUAGUAACACAGGUGAGACAUGCCAUCACAAAGGUAGGAGAUACACAGGUGAGACAUGACAUCACACAGGUAGGAGCAACACAGGUGAGACAUUACAUAACACAGGUAGGAGCACAGGUAACAACAGAGUUUGUUCACAGUAACACAAGCUUGAAAAUACAGUUUAUAUUUAGCACAGAUAACAAAGAUAGGAAAGCACAGGUAAGAAAGACAACAGGUAACAUAGCACUAACACAGGUAAGAAAGACAACAGGUAACAUACCACUAACACAGGUGAGAAGACAACAGGUAACAUACCACUAACACAGGUAAGAAAGCCACAGGUAACAUGCCACUAACACAGGUGAGAAGACAACAGGUAACAUACCACUAACACAGGUGAGAAGACAACAGGUAACAUACCACUAACACAGGUAAGAAAGACAACAGGUAACAUACCACUAACACAGGUGAGAAGACAACAGGUAACAUACCACUAACACAGGUAAGAAAGCCACAGGUAACAUGCCACUAACACAGGUGAGAAGACAACAGGUAACAUACCACUAACACAGGUGAGAAGACAACAGGUAACAUACCACUAACACAGGUAAGAAAGACAACAGCUAACAUAGCUGUUAUGAUGAGUUUCUCAGGUAUCAAAGAAUCAAGGAUGCAAGGAUAUACUUAUACAUUCUGUGGAGAUUUCAUACCAAGUAUUUAUUGAAUCACGAGCUCGUGGGUUCAUCUAACAAACGGACAUGGCUUUGCCCUUCGUCAGUUGAACUAACUUAACAAAGAAGACACUCUAUCUUAUAUAGCCUUUAUUACCAUCUUCCUGGCAUACAUCUGGCAAGUCUCCAUGGGCACUCCCUGCCUUUGAUGUUCAUCACUCUUUACCCCAAGUCACUAUCCUAAACAUCACUCAUGCUAUCCUAAACAUCACUAAUCUACCUUGACAUAAUGGAAUGUAGACUUCAUGGCCCCAAACCACUCAUCUCUUAACUCUUUCACUGUCCUCACAAUACUAUGGCAUGACAUCACUAUACCAUAAAAACAUCAUAUCAAUAGCACUAACACAGGUGAGAAAGACAACAGGUAACAUACCACUAACACAGGUAAGAAAGACAACAGGUAACAUACCACUAACACAGGUGAUAAGACAACAGGUAACAUACCACUAACACAGGUGAGAAAGACAACAGGUAACAUACCACUAACACAGGUGAGAAUACAACAGGUAACAUACCACUAACACAGGUGAGAAAGACAACAGGUAACAUACCACUAACACAGGUGAGAAAGAAAACAGGUAACAUACCACUAACACAGGUGAGAAGACAACAGGUAACAUACCACUAACACAGGUAAGAAAGACAACAGGUAACAUACCACUAACACAGGUGAGAAAGACAACAGGUAACAUACCACUAACACAGAUGAGAAGACAACAGUAACAUACCACUACCACAGGUGAGAAGACAACAGGUAACAUACCACUAACACAGGUGAGAAAGACAACAGGUAACAUACCACUAACACAGGUGAGAAGACAACAGGUAACAUACCACUAAAGAACAGGUAACAUACAGUACGACAAAUCUUUCUCUCUCUCUCUCUCUUCCUUCUCUCUCUUCGUCUUCCCUCUUCUCUUCCCCUCUUCUCUUCUCUCUCUUCUGCUUUGGCCUUCUCUUCCUCUUCUCUUCUCUUCUCCUUCUCUUCUCUUCUCUUCCGCUCCCUCGUCUCUUCCUCUUCUCUCUUCUCUUCCUUCUCUUCUCUUCUCUCCCUCCCCCUCUCUCUGUCUAUCCUCCCUUCCUCCCCCUCUCUUCUCUAUCUCUCUCUCCAGCGGCUCAGAAAGUAUGCCACCUGCAGGGUAUCAACGUGACAGACUUCACCCGUGCCGUCCUCACCCCCCGCAUCAAGGUGGGCAGAGAGGUGGUACAGAAGGCUCAGACCAAGGAACAGGUACUCUUCUAUUAUGUUAUCUUCUACUCUAUUCUAUUCUACUCUAUUCUACUCUGUUCUAUUCUACUGUAUUCUACUGUAUUAUAUUCUACUCUAUUCUAUUAUACCCUAUUAUGUUCUAUUCUACUCUAUUCUAUUAUAUUCUACUAUAUUCUACUCGACUCUACUCUACUCUACUCUAUUCUAUUUUACUCUAUUAUGUUCUAUUCUAUUUUACUUUAUUAUAUUCUACUCUAUUCUACUCCACUCUAUUCUACUCCACUCUAUUCUACUCUACUCUAUUCUAUUCUACUUUACUCUAUUCUAUUCUACUAUAUUCGACUAUAUUUUCGAUCCCCGGGAUCUAAUGGCAUAUUAUUAUUAUUAUUAUAUUCUACUCUAUUCUACUAUAUUCUACUACACUACCGGUCAAAAGUUUUAGAACACCUACUCAUUCAAGGGUUUUUCUUUAUUUUUACUAUUUUCUACAUUGUACAAUAAUAGUGAAGACAUCAAAACUAUGAAAUAACACAUAUCAUGUAGUAACCAAAAAAGUGUUAAACAAAUCAAAAUAUAUUUUAUAUUUGAGAUUCUUCAAAUAGCCACCCUUUGCCUUGAUGACAGCUUUGCACACUCUUGGCAUUCUCUCAACCAGCUUCAUGAGGUAGUCACCUGGAAUGCAUUUCAAUUAACAGGUGUGCCUUCUUAAAAGUUAAUUUGUGGAAUUUCUUUCCUUCUUAAUCCGUUUGAGCCAAUCAGUUGUGUUGUGACAAGGUGGGGGGGUAUACAGAAGAUAGCCCUAUUUGGUAAAAGACCAAGUCCACAUUAUGGCAAAAACAGCUCAAAUAAGCAAAGAGAAACGACAGUCCAUCAUUACUUUAAGACAUGAAGGUCAGUCAAUAUAAAUGCUUCACAGAGUUCAAGUAACAGACACAUCUCAACAUCAACUGUUCAGAGGAGACUGUGUGACUCAGGCCUUCAUGGUCGAAUUUCUGCAAAGAAACCACUACUAAAGGACACCAAUAAGAAGAAGAGACUUGCUUGGGCCAAGAAACACGAGCAAUGGACAUUAGACCAGUGUGUCCAAAUUUGUGAUUUUUGGUUCCAACCGCCGUGUCUUUGUGAGACACGGUGUGGGUGAACGGAUGAUCUCCGCAUUUGUAUUUCCCACCGUAAAGCAUGGAGGAGGAGGUGUUAUGGUGUGGGGGUGCUUUGCUGGUGACACUGUCUGUGAUUUAUUUAGAAUUCAAGGCACACUUAAUCAGCAUGGCUACCACAGCAUUCUGCAGCGAUACGCCAUCCCAUCUGGUUUGGGCUUAGUGGGACAAUCAUUUGUUUUUCAACAGGACAAUGACCCAACACACCUCCAGGCUGUGUAAGGGCUAUUUUACCAAGAAGGAGAGUGAUGGAGUGCUGCAUCAGAUGACCUGGCCUCCACAAUCCCCUGACCUCAACCCAAUUGAGAUGGAUUGGGAUGAGUUGGACCACAGAGUGAAGGAAAAGCAGACAACAAGUGCUCAGCAUAUGUGGGAACUCCUUCAAGACUGUUGGAAAAGCAUUCCAGGUGAAGCUGGUUGAGAGAAUACCAAGAGUGUGCAAAGCUGUCAUCAAGGCAAAGGGUGGCUAUUUGAAGAAUCUCAAAUAUAAAAUAUGUUUUGAUUUGUUUAACACUUUUUUGGUUACUACAUGAUUCCAUAUUGAUGUCUUCACUAUUAUUCUACAAUGUAGAAAAUAGUAAAAAAUAAAGAAAAACCCUUGAAUGAGUAAGUGUUCUAAAACGUUUGACCUGUAGUGUAUAUUCUACUCUAUUCUGUUCUAUUCUACUUUAUUAUAUUCAACCCUAUUCUGUUCUAUUAUAUUCUACUCUAUUCUAUUCAACUCUAUUCUACUCUACUCGAUUCUACUUUAUUAAAUUAAAUUCUACUCUAUUCUAUUCUACUCUAUUCUAUUCAAACCUACUCUACUCUAUUCUACUCCAUUCUACUCUAUUGUAUUCUAAUCUAUUCUACUGUGUUCUACUCUAUUGUAUUCUACUAUAUUCUAUUAUAUUGUAUUCUACUCUUCUCUAUUCUGUUCUAUUCAACUCUAUUCCAUUCUACUCUAUACUACUCUAUUCUAUUCAACUCUACUCUAUUCUGCUCUAUUAUAUUCAACUCUACUCUAUUAUAUUAUAUUCUACUCUGUUCUACUCUAUUCUGUUCUACUCUAUUCAACUCUACUCUACUCUAUUCUAUCAUGUUCUACUCUAUUAUGUUCUAUUCAACUCUAUACUACUCUAAUUUACUCUAUUCUACUCUAUUCUAUUCUAUUCAAUUCUACUCUACGCUAUUAUAUUCUACUCUGUUCUUCUCUAUUCUGUUCUACUCUACUAUAUUAUAUUAUAUUCUAUUCUGUUCUGUUCUACUUUAUUCAACUCUACUCUACUCUGUUCUAUUCUAUUCUAUUCUACUUUAUUCUACUCUAUUCUGUUUCUAUUCAACUCUACACUUCUCUAAUCUACCCUAUUCUAUUCUACUCGGUUCUAUUCAACUAUAUUCUUCUCUUUUCUAUUCUACUCUACUCUGCUAUAUUCUAUUCUACUCUAUUUUAUUCUAUCUACGCUAUUCUGUUCUAUUCUAGUUCAUUCUAUUCUAUCCUGUUCUGUUCUAUUAUAUUCUACUGUAUUCUAUUCAACUCUACUCUAUUCAACUCUACUCUAUUCUACUGUAUUCUAUUCUAAUCUAUUCUGUUCUACUCUAUUCUGUUAUUUUCUGUUCUACUCUAUUCUACUCUAUCUAUUCUAUCCAACUCUACACUACUCUAAUCUACCAUAUUCUACUCUAUUCUAUUCUACUCUAUUCUAUUCAACCCUACUCUACUCUAUUCUACUCUAUUCUACUCUAUUGUAUUCUACUCUAUUCUACUGUGUUCUACUCUAUUGUAUUCUACUCUAUUCUAUUCUAUUGUAUUCUACUCUACUCUACUCUAUUAUGUUCUAUUCUACUCUGUUCUACUCUAUUCUACUCUACACUAUUCUACUCUACUCUACUCCAUUCUACUCUAUUCUGUUCUACUCUAUUCUAUUCUACUCUACUCUACUCUACUCUACUCUACUCUACAUUUUAGUCAUUUAGCAGACGCUCUUAUCCAGAGCGACUUACAGUUAGUGAGUGACAUUGUAAUUAUUUUUUUUUUUUUUUAUACUGGCCCCCGUGGGAAUCGAACCCACAACCCUGGCGUUGCAAACGCCAUGCUCUACCAACUGAGCUACCUACCUGCCAGCCAUUCCCUCCCCUACCCUGGACGACGCUGAGCCAAUUAUGCGCCGCCCCAUGGGUCUCCCGGUCGCGGCCGGCUACGACAGAGCCUGGAUUCGAACCAGGAUCUCUAGUGGCACAGCUAGCACUGCGAUGCAGUGCCUUAGACCACUGCGCCACUCGGGAGACUAGUCUACUCUACUCUAGUCUAGUCUAUUCUACUCUACUCUACUCUACUCUACUCUAUUCUACUCUACUAUACUCUAUUCUGUUCUACUCAAUUCUACUCUACUCUACUCUACUCUAUGUCUACUCUAAUCUAACUCUACUCUACUCUACUCUAAUCUACUCUACUCUACUCUACUCUACUCUACUCUACUCUACUCUACUCUACUCUACUCUACUCUACUCUACUCUAUUCUAUUCUACUCUACUCUUACUCUACUCUACUCUACUCUACUCUAUUCUAUUCUACUAUAUUCUAUUCUAAUCUGUUCUACUCUAUUCUACUCUACUCGACUCUAUUCUAUUCUACUCUACUCUACUCUAUUCUAUUCUACUCUACUCUACUCUACUCUAUUCUCUUCUACUCUAUUCUAUUUAACUCUACUCUAUUCUCCUCUAUUCUACUCUACUCUAUUUUACCAUCUCACUCUAACUCUAUUCUGUUCUACUAUUACUCUACUCUACUCUACUCUACUCUACUCUACUCUAUUCUACUCUACUCUACUCUAUUCAACUUUACUUUAUGCUACUCUAUUCUACUCUAUUCUACUUUAUUCAACUCUACUCUAUUCUACUCUUUUCUAUUACUCUAUUAUAUUAUAUUCAACUCUACUCUAUUCUACUCUACUCUGUUCAACUCUGCUCUACUCUAUUCAAUGAUACUUCUACAAAUAUUACUUCUUUUCUUCUAUUCUACUCCUAUUAUAUUUCUAUCAACUCUACUCCUAUGUAAUCUAUUCACUCUGUCUACUCUAUUCUACGUUAUAAUUCGACUCUAUUCUAUUCAACUCUACUCUAUUCUACUCUAGAUUCAACUUAAUUGUACAAUACCUUCCUCUCACAUGUUCAGUUAAAAGUUUAAUCUUAUUUUCUACAGAGACCUGGCAUCAUAUAAUGUAUGAAGUAUAAAUAGUUAUAGUACAUUCUUAUCUCUCUCUCUCUCUCUCUCUCUUCUCUCUCUCUCGAGCGAGUGAGGCGCGCGAGAGUAGAGCGCUCAGCGCGCGACUCGACAGAGAGCUCUGCGCGCGUAGCGCGGGUAGAGCGAGGGAGGACGAGAGGGAACACCCGAGCGAGAAGCAGAAGCGCGCGAGAGCGCCAAGCGGGCGCAAGCGGAAAAACGCGCUGGCGGCGUCGCUCGAUGAGAUCGAGAGGGCCCCAAGCGGAACAAACGAAGUUUCUGGCUCUCCCCGAAGAGCCAAGGAUCGAAGCGAUGUAUACAACGCCUCUAUAUAGAGUCUCUCUCUAUCUACCCACCCCUCCAUCUCGCCUCUCUCUCUCUCUAUAGUUGUCUCUUCUCUCUAUUCUCUCUGUCUCGGCUCUCGCUCUCUCCCUCCACUCCUCUCUCCUGUCCUCUCCCCCAGGCUGACUUUGCCAUCGAGGCCCUGGCGAAGGCCAUGUAUGAGCGGUUGUUCAGAUGGAUCCUAGCGAGGGUGAAUAAGACUCUGGAUAAGGCCAAACGUAAAGGAGCGUCAUUCCUGGGGAUUCUAGACAUCGCUGGCUUCGAAAUCUUUGAGGUGAGACUGAGGAGCAUCAUCUUUAAGUUGACAGAGAAAGGGAUUCCGUAAGCCAAUUGGUAGCUCAUGGCGCAUGCAACGCCAGGGUUGUGGGUUCGAUUCCCAUGGAGGACCAGUACGAAAAUGUAUGCACCCACUACUGUAAGUUGCUCUGGAUAAUAGCAUCUGCUAAAUUACUCAAAUUUAAACAAUUUAAAAUGGGUAGAUGUAGCGAUUCGGGAGCCCCAUCUGCCUCCCAAAAAGGACAUUUCCCCCUGUAUGUUUCCUGCUAUGAUUAUUAUUAUCCCACAACAAUAAAAGUUAGUGCCACUAAAUAGGGACUAGGUACAAUUUGGGACGAAGAGGACUGAUGUACAGUAACUGUGAAAGAGCCGUACCUCUUGUUCACAUCACUAUCCCUCUCCUUCCCUCCUCAGGAAACUACCCACGAUCCGGUUAGCUCUGUGUUAACCACUAUGUAACUUCUCCUCAGGAACUAACACGGUACUGUAGCUCUGUGUUAACCACUAUGUAACUUCUCCUCAGGAACUACCACGAUACUGUAGCUCUGUGUUAACCACAUUGUACGUUCCUCAGGCAACCACGAUACUGUAGCUUCGUGUUACCACUAUCGCACUUCUCCUAGGAACUAACCGAUACUCUAGCUCUAUGUGGUUAACCACUUUGUAACUUCUCCUCACGAACUAACACGAUACUGUAGCUCUGUGUUAACCACUAUGUAAACUUUCUCAGGAACUCCACGUACUGUGAGCUCGUGUAACCACAUGUACCUUCUCCUCUCCUAGGCCAACUGUUUGAGCAGCUGUGCAUCAACUACACCAACGAGCGUCUGCAGCAGCUGUUCAACCACACCAUGUUCAUCCUGGAGCAGGAGGAGUACAAGAGAGAGGGGAUCGACUGGGCCUUCAUAGACUUCGGCCUGGACCUGCAGCCCUGCAUAGAGCUCAUCGAGAGACCGGUAACACACACACACACACAGAGACGGAGACACACACAUGCACACAUACACACUGGACCUACAUCAAUGCACACAUGGAUGAGUGCUGGUUCCCUAAAGCUACACCCCCCCCCCCCCUUCUAGAACAACCCUCCAGGUAUCUUGGCUCUGUUAGAUGAGGAGUGCUGGUUCCCUAAAGCCACCGACCUGUCCUUCGUUGAGAAGCUGAUGAACACACACACGUCCCACUGCAAGUUCUCCAAACCCAAAUCACUCAAAGACAAGACUACCUUCUCUGUUCUCCACUACGCCGGCAGGGUGAGAUGAGAUUAUAUGUUUCUGUCAGAAGAGUUCUCCACUACGCCGGCAGGGUGAGAUGAGAUGAUAUGUAGGUGGACUACAAUGGUGCUAGCUGGCUGAUUAAGAUCAUGGCUGUGUUGAGGUUGUGGUUAUGUUGUGUUAUGGUUGUGGUUGUGUUGUGGUUGCGUUAUGGUUGUGUUAUAGGUGGACUACAACGGUGCUAGCUGACUGACUAAGAUCAUGGUUGUGUUGUGGUUGUGGUUAUGUUGUGUUAUGGUUGUGGUUGUGUUGUGGUUGCGUUAUGGUUGUGUUAUAGGUGGACUACAACGGUGCUAGCUGGCUGACUAAGAACAUGGUUGUGUUGUGGUUGUGUUCUGUUGUGGUUGUGUUGUGGUUGUGAUGUGGUUGUAUUGUGGUUGUGUUAUAGGUGGACUACAACGGGGCCAGCUGGCUGACUAAGAACAUGGUUGUGUUGUGGUUGUGUUAUAUUGUGGUUGUGUUGUGGUUGUGGUUGUGUUAUGGUUGUAUUGUGGUUAUGUUGUGGUUGUGUUGUGGUUGUAUUGUGGUUGUGUUAUGUUGUGGUUGUGUUGUGGUUGUGUUGUGGUUGUGUUAUGUUGUGGUUGUGUUAUGGUUGUAUUGUGGUGUGUUGUGGUUGUGUUGUGGUUGUGUUAUGUUAUGUUGUGGUUGUGUUAUGGGUGGACUACAAAGGGACCAGCUGGCUGACUAAGAACAUGGUUGUGUUGUGGUUGUGUUCUGUUGUGGUUGUGUUGUGGUUGUAUUGUGGUUGUGUUAUAGGUGGACUACAACGGUGCUAGCUGGCUGACUAAGAACAUGGUUGUGUUGUGGUUGUGUUCUGUCGUGGUUGUGUUGUGGUUGUGAUGUGGUUGUAUUGUGGUUGUGUUAUAGGUGGACUACAACGGGGCCAGCUGGCUGACUAAGAACAUGGUUGUGUUGUGGUUGUGUUAUGUUGUGGUUGUGUUGUGGUUGUGUUGUGGUUGUGGUUGUGUUAUGGUUGUAUUGUGGUUAUGUUGUGGUUGUGUUAUGUUGUGGUUGUGUUGUGGUUGUGUUGUGGUUAUGUUGUGGUUGUGUUAUGGUUGUAUUGUGGUUGUGUUGUGGUUGUGUUGUGGUUGUGUUAUGUUGUGGUUGUGUUAUGGGUGGACUACAACGGGACCAGCUGGCUGACUAAGAACAUGGUUGUGUUGUGGUUGUGUUCUGUUGUGGUUGUGUUGUGGUUGUAUUGUGGUUGUGUUAUAGGUGGACUACAAUGGGGCCAGCUGGCUGACUAAGAACAUGGUUGUGUUGUGGUUGUGUUCUGUUGUGGUUGUGUUGUGGUUGUAUUGUGGUUGUGUUAUAGGUGGACUACAACGGGGCCAGCUGGCUGACUAAGAACAUGGUUGUGUUGUGGUUGUGUUCUGUUGUGGUUGUGUUGUGGUUGUAUUGUGGUUGUGUUAUAGGUGGACUACAACGGGGCCAGCUGGCUGACUAAGAACAUGGACCCUCUGAAUGACAACGUGACGGCUCUCCUCAACAACUCAUCCAACCCCUUCAUACAGGACCUCUGGAAGGAUGGUGAGGCACAGGAUGCAUCCCAAAUGGCACCCUAUUCCCUAUAUGGUGCACUACUUUUGACCAGGCCCCAUAGCACUCUGGUCAAAAGUAGUGUACUAUAUAGGGAAUAGGGUUCUAUUUAGGAUGCAAGCACAGUUGGUCUACCACCCAUUCACUUUACUGUACUCCCAUCAGUAGAAAUGUGUUGGUCUACCACCCAUUCACUUUACUGUACUCCCAUCAGUAUUCUACUCUCUUUCCUUCUUGUGUGUCAUCUGUUCUUCUCCCUCCCUCUCUUUCAUCUCCUCCUCUUUCUCCCUGCCUCUCACCUGUUCCUCCUAGCCUUUCUUCUCAGAUAUCAUUAAUAAUCAUAGUUCUGUUUCCAGUGGACCGUGUGGUGGGUCUGGAGACCAUUACUAAGAUGUCAGAGAGCUCGGCCCCCAGCGCCACUAAGUCUAAGAAGGGCAUGUUCAGGACAGUGGGUCAGCUCUACAAGGAAUCCCUGGGCAAACUGAUGACCACGCUGAACAACACACAGCCCAACUUCAUACGCUGUAUCAUCCCCAACCACGAGAAGAGGGUGGGAUACUAUCGCCCACCCAAAACACCUACAGCUAUUUCUACACUUUUCAUCAAUGAAUCUCCUCUCCUUCCUCUCCAUGAGUCACCUCUGUUCUCUCCCCCCAUUCUUCCUGUGUGUGUAGGCAGGGAAGAUGGAUGCUAACCUGGUUCUGGAGCAGUUGAGGUGUAACGGGGUUCUGGAAGGGAUCCGGAUCUGCAGACAGGGCUUCCCCAACCGCAUCGUGUUCCAAGAGUUCCGACAACGGUGAGGAACGUUCUAACCCCAGCGCUAAGGAACCACGAUUGUGUCUGUGUAAUUAUCCCAUAACAACAUUUAUUCUUCCUUCUGUUUUUCAUUUCUUCUUCUUCUUCUUCUUCUUCUUCUUCUUCUUCUUCUUCUUCUUCUUCUUCUUCUUCUUCUUCUUCUUCUUGUAGCUAUGAGAUCCUAGCAGCCAACUGCAUCCCUAAGGGUUUCAUGGACGGGAAACAGGCUUGUCAACUAAUGGUGAUUUCAUAUUACUGAAACGUCUGAGUUGAUCUUACUGAAACAGUCACUGAGCCUAAAAAACUUUUGGCACAUUUUAACCUGCACUUUUAGAAAACCUAAAGUUGAGCAAUGAACUAAAUACGACAAAUGUUCCUACCUUAGUUAUGGAUAAGUAAAGAUGUAUUCUGAAGGGACCUUUGUUUUGAAAGGUGUCAUGAUAAAGGUGUUAUUGAAUGCUGCUCUCACUUCCUCUGUAGAUGAAACACCUAGACCUGGAUCCUAAUCUGUUCCGUAUCGGUCAGAGUAAGAUGUUCUUCAGAACAGGAGUGUUAGCCCAGCUGGAGGAGGAGAGGGACAUUAAACUGACUGUGGUCAUCAUUGCCUUCCAGGCCCACGCUAGGAGCUUCCUCGCACGCAAGUUAGUGGAACAGUGUUGCUUCCAGCCUGGGCUCCAACCAGGGACCCUCUGAACACAUCAGCACAUUUUUCAGCCAUGAAGUAGCGUUACCAGUCGCGCCCACUAAAGCACGAUAGCAGACACUCUGAUGUGUGUUCUCUCCACAGAGCGUUUAGCAAGCGUCAGGCCCAGCUGACUGCUAUGAAGGUGAUUCAGAGGAACUGUGCCGUCUACCUGGUCCUGAAGAACUGGCAGUGGUGGAGACUCUUCACCAAGGUACACAUUCACACACACACAGGUGUUUGAUUUCGGACUGGGUUCUGCUACAUCCAUCACUUUUUGAGUAUAUCAUAGUUUUGAUUGGUUGAUUUGUUUUGAUAUUAUCUCUUAUGUAAACUUUGAUUGGUCGUCCCGCAGGUGAAGCCCCUCCUCCAGGUGACGCGACAGGAAGAGGAAAUGGGUCAGAAGGAGGAGGAGCUGAAGUCUGCCAAGGAUCUGGCUCAGAAGAGCCAGGCGGAACUGAAGGAGAUCUCCCAGAAACACACACAGGUGAGAUGGGGAGACAUACACACACACAUUUACAUUUACAUAAUUUAGCAGACGCUCUUAUCCAGAGCGACUUACAAAUUGGUGCAUUCAACUUAUGAUAGCCAGUGGGACAACCACUUUUUUUUUUUUUUUUUUUUUUUUUUAUAGGGGGGGGGGGGGUGGAGAAGGAUUACUUUAUACUAUUCCAGGUAUUCCUUAAAGAGGUAGGGUUUCAAGUGUCUCCGGAAGGUGGUCAGUAACUCCGCUGUCCUGGCGUCGUGGGUGAGCUUGUUCCACCAUUGGGUGCCAGAGCAGCAAAUAGCUUUGACUGGGGCUGAGCGGGAAUGUGCUUCCGCUUAGAGGUAGGGGGAGCUAGCAGACACCACACACACACAGAGGUUGUGAGGCAGAGGCACCAACCACACGGUGAGACGCACGCACAUACACACACAUGCACACACUCUCUCUCUGUGCUCUCUGUGUGUUGUUUGUAUCUACUGUAGUUGGUAGAGGAGUGGACUAAGCUCCAGGAGAAGCUUUAGGCAGAGACAGGGCUGUACGUGGAGGCAGAGAUGAUGAGGUUAACCACACACAAAACUCAGGUCGUAUCUUACUAUAAUGUGAGAGAGGGAGGAGGGGAGAGAGAGUAAGAGAGAGAGACGAGAGAGGGAGAGAAAGAGAGAGAGAGAGAGGGAGAGAACGAGCGAGAGAGAGAGAGAGAGAGAGAGAGAUGGAGAGGAGAAAGAAGGGGAGAGCAGUAGGAGAGAGAGAGGAGAGAUUAAGAGAGAGAGAGAGAGAGAAAGAGAGGGAGAAGAGAGAGAGAGGAAAGAGGAGAGAGGCGGAAAGAGGAGAGAGCGAGAGGGAGCGCAGAGAGAGCGGUAGAGAAGGAGAGAGAGCGGGAGAGAGAGAGCGGAGAAGGAGAGAGAGCGAGGGAGAGAAAAGAGAGAGAGAGAGGGAGAGAAGGGAGAGAGAGGAGAGAAGGAGAGCAGAGGGAGAGGAAGGAGAGAGAAGUGGGAGAGAAGGGAGAGAGAUGAGGGAGAGAAGAGGAGAGACAUUUGACUCUCUUUCGAUCAUGCUUAUGGCUGGUCAGCUAAUGCGCUCUAUAUUAUCUCUAGCCCUAUCUCUAUAUCGCUCUAUCUCUCUCUCUCUCUCUCUCUCUCUCUAGGUAGUAGAGGAGCGAGCUAAACUGGAGCAGAAGCUUCAGGCGGAGACAGAGUUAUAUGCUGAGGCAGAGGAGAUGAGGGUUCGUCUGGAGGCCAAGAAGCAGGAGCUGGAGGAGGUGCUCCAUGAGAUGGAGGUGCGGCUGGAGGAGGAGGAGGAGAGAGCCACACAGCUGCAGCAGGAGAGGAAAGACAUGCAGCAGCAACUACAGGUGGGCAGAUCCAAAAUAGACACCGAGCGAUUACCUUUUCAACUAUGGUAUAUCAGUGAUGAGACAAAAUAAUUUCAAUCCCUUUCAGAGACUUUGGCAUGAAAUGUAUAAAAUGCUAAUAUCGAUAUUACCGGGUACAUUGACUUCCAUUGGUUUUUGAUUAGAAAAUGCUGAAGUUAGUGGAUGGUGGAUUGACUGCACUCUGUCCUUAUCCAUAGACUGGUAUAAAUGGAAGGCCCUGUUGUGGGUCAUGUGACCCUGUUGUGGGUCAUGUGGAGGUCCUGUUGUGGGUCAGGUGGAGGCCCUGUUGUGGGUCAUGUGACCCUGUUGUGGGUCAUGUGGAGGCCCUGUUGUGGGUCAGGUGGAAGCCCUGUUGUGGGUCAGGUGGAGGCCCUGUUGUGGGUCAGGUGGAGGUCCUGUUGUGGUUCAUGUGGAGGCCCUGUUGUGGGUCAUGUGGAGGCCCUGUUGUGGGUCAUGUAGAAGCCCUGUUGUGGGUCAUGUGGAGGCCCUGUUGUGGGUCAUGUGGAGGCCCUGUUGUGGGUCAUGUGAAGUGACAAAGACCAUGUGGGUUGAAACAUUGUGAUUGUAUUAUCUUUAUUAAAACAUAAAUUUUGGGAACAGAAAACACACACACACAAACACUCACAAACUCUUCUCCUAUUUCUCUCGCCUCCCUCCCUCCCCCUCUCUCCCUCGUUUCUCUUCCUCUCUCCAUCCCUUUCUUCCCUGUGUAUAUUAGGCCAUGGAGGCCCAGCUGUCGGAGGAAGAGGACUCUCGUCAGAAGUUGCAGCUGGAGAAGGUGACUGUUGAGGGGAAGGUCAAGAAACUGGAGGAGGAUGUUCUCAUCAUGGAAGACCAGAAUAACAAACUACUCAAGGUACAUUUUUCUCCACCCCUGUGCCAAUAAACACCAUUCACCCAUCCAUCCACCCAUCCAUCUUCCUCCCUGCUCUCCUGUUCCUCAGGACCGUAAGAUGUUGGAGGAGCAUGUAGCACUCAGUCCCUGACCCCUCACCUCUGACCUCUGAUUAACCUUUCUCCCUGCUGUGUGUUGUUCUUCAGGAGUGUAAGCUGUUGGAGGAGAGCGUAGCAAACAGUCCCUGACCCCUCACCUCUGAACCCUGACCUUUCUCUCUUUUAUCCGUUGUUGAUCAGGAGCGUAAGCUGUUGGAGGAGAGAGUAGCAGACUCCUGCUCUAACCUGGCUGAGGAAGAGGAGAAGUCUAAGAACCUGACCAAGCUGAAGAACAAACACGAGUCUAUGAUCUCAGACCUGGAGGGUGAGUUACUCACCUUUGAUCUCUAACCCCUGACCCCUCACUCCUGGCAUCAAUCAAUCAGUCAGUCAGUCAGUAAUCAAUCAAUUAUGGUCUUCAAUUUAGACCUUAAUUGGUUGAAUCUGGUGUGUUAGAACUGGGAUAAAGCUGAACAAAGCUUACUCACCCUCCAAGAAUCCAUUAGUCUACCUCUGCUAUAGACGAUUAUGAUGAUGAUGACGAUUCCUCUCCCUUUUCCUCCUCCUCCUCUUCCUCCUCUUCCUCAGUGCGUAUGAAGAAGGAGGAGAAGGGCAGGCAGGAUGUAGAGAAGGCCAAGAGGAAGAUGGAGACGGAACUGUCUGAUCUCCAGGAGCAGCUGGCCGACCUGCAGGCCCAGAUAGCCGAGCUCAGAGCACAGCUCGCCACCAAGGAGGAGGAGCUACUGGCCACACAGGCCAGGUAAUCAAUCCCAGAUCAUCAGCGAUGAACUAUCUUCAAUCAGCAUCUUUAUUGUCCAGGAACAUAUAAACACACUAGUUCAAAAGAGUUGACAGAUUCGGUACAUUGACAAUCUUAAUCAUUAUUAGGCAUAUAUAAGAUGUAUAUCUUAUAUAUAACAUAUCUAUUACACAGAAAAUAGCUCUUAUUUCUCAUGCUCUAAAUCUCUCUCUGUCAGGUUGGAGGAGGAGUCUGCUGGUUGUGUUGCGGCGGUGCGGCGUGUCAGGGAACUGGAGGGGCUGUUAGGUGAGAUCAUCUCAUCUAAGUACCAAGGGAGAGAGGGUGUCCCAAAAGGCACCCAUAAGGGUCAGCAGCCCAAAAGGCACCCAUAAUGGUCAGAAGCCCAAAAGGCACCUAUAAGGGUCAGAAGCCCAAAAGGCACCCAUAAGGGUCAGCAGCCCAAAAGGCACCCAUAAGGGUCAGAAGCCCAAAAGGCACCCAUAAGGGUCAGAAGUAGCAGGUUGACGUUUAUUGGGAUGAGUCUUCUGAGUGAUUUCCACUAGAUGAGCCAGCUGCAAAGUCUAAAUUGUCUAUAUUGUAAAAUUUCCUGAAAACAAAAUGAGCUUUUUGGUCUUAAUUUAAGCUUAGUGUUAGAGGCAUUAGGGUUAGCAGUGUGGUUAAGGUUAGGGUUAAGAUUAGUUUUAGGUUUAAAAUCAGAUGUUAUUACUGUGGCUGUGCCAGCUAGUGACCACUCUGCAGAGCUGCCUCCAGAACAAGAUUAAUGAGGAAGAACGCUAACCUGCUCAAAAGUAGUGCACUAUAUAGGGAAUAGGGUGACAUGUGGGUUCUGGUUAUAAGUGUGUGUGUGUGUGUGUGUGUGUGUGUGUGUGUGUGUGUGGUAAAUAGGUGAGAUCCAGGAGGACCUGGAGUCAGAGGGGGCUGCCAGGAGGAAGGCUGAUGCAGCCUGUAGAGACCUGGAGAGGAGCUGAACGCUCUGAGGUCUGAGCUGGAAGACACACUGGAUACCACCGCCGUACAGCAGGAGCUAAGGUACGGUUUCAAUUGAGACACACACACACACACACUGGACACCACCUCUGCAACAGCAGGAGCUAAGGUACGGUUUCAAUUGAGACACACACACACACACACACACACACACACACACACACACACACCACUGGACACCACCUCUGCAACAGCAGGAGCUAAGGUACGGUUUCAAUUGAGACACACACACACACACACACACUUCACACUUGACACCACCGCUGCAACAGCAGGAACUAAGGUACGGUUUCAAUUGGGACACACCACACACACACACACUGGACACCACCUCUGCAACAGGAGGAGCUAAGGUACGGUUUCAAUUGACACACACACACACACACACACACACACACACACACACUGGACACCACCGCUGCAACAGCAGGAACUACGGUACGGUUCCAAUUGGGACACACACAGACACACACAGACACACACUGAUGGUUGCUGUGCGUUGCUGUCUCCAGGGCGAAGCGAGAGCAGGAGGUAGCCAUGUUGAAGAAGGUGAUGGAGGAGGAAGGGAGGAACCAUGAAGCACAGGUUCAAGAGAUGAGACAGAAACACACACAGACUGUUGAGGAACUGUCUGAACAUCUGGAGCAGGCCAAGAGGGUAACACACACACCUGCCGCCUGCAUGGGAACGCACACGCACACACACGCACACACACACACACACACGCACACACACGCACACACACACACACACACACACACACGCACAUGCACACAUAUGGACAAAGUAAACACCCUCCUUUCUCUCCUCACUCCCUCACACCCUCCCUUCUCUCCCCACUCCUCACCACCCCUCCCUUCUCAGUCCCCACUCCCUCACACCCUCCCUUCUCCUCCCCUCCCCACGUAUGCUCCACCCCUCCCUUCUCUCUCCCCCUCCCCUCACACCGCUCCCCUUCUCUCCUCACCCCUCACCACACCCUCCCUUCUCUCGUCCCCCCUCGCCUCCCCCUCCCCCCUCCCUUCUCUCCCCACUCCCUCACACCCUCCCUUCUCUCCCCACUCCCUCACACCCUCCCUUCUCGCCUCCCACUCCUCACACCCUCCCUCCUCCCUCUUCCUGCUCCUCACCUCUCACCCUCCCCCUCCCUCUCCCCCCACUCCCUCACACCCUCCCUUCUUUCCUCACUCCCUCACACCCUCCCUUCUCUCCUCACUCCCUCACCCACCCUCCCUUCUCUCCCCAGGUGCGAGCCAGUCUGGAGAAGGCUAAGCAGGGAUUGGAGAAGGAGUCAUCUGACCUCAGCGCAGACCUCCACUUCAUUGGCCAACGCCAAGCAGGAAGUGGAGCACAAGAAGAAGAAGGUCGAAGGUCAGCUGUCAGACUUGCAGUCGCGCUACAACGACAGUGAGAGACAGAGGGGGGAGCUGGAGAACGAGUCUCUAAGAUGACCGUGAGUAGCGUACAUUGGCUACAGAUGUAGGAUCUUAAUUUGAACCAGUUUGCUACAGCAGGAAAAUAAUCCUGCAACAUCAGGAAAUUAGAAUUAUUAUGUGGAUUAUAAUUAAUGGUCAUUUUUGUAGGGGUUGAUACAUUUUUUGUAAGGGAAAAUCAAGUCUGAAAUUUCAAAGUGGAAAUUACAAACUUCAGAAGCCUUUUUAAACCUCAAAUACACUACACAUUUUAAAUGUCCUGCAUUGCAGAAAAGUUAUCCUAUAACAAGGUGAUCAGAUUAAGAUCCUACAUCUGUACCUCACACAUCAGCUGAAAGACACAGUCAGAUGAAAAUAAUAAAACCUUAAACACGAGCAGGGGAUUGUCCUAGUACAACUGUCAUCUAUUUAUUGGUGACACAUCUGUGAACAUUAACAACAACCCAGAAAUACAACUGUCAUUCAACACUGUGGCGUCUGCUUACCCUGAUGUGACCAGGUAAGUUGACUGAGAACAUAACUAUUCUCGUUAACAGCAACGACCUGGGGAGAGGGGAUGAAUGAGCCAAUUGGUGUAUUUUAUUUACAGGAUGACAGACAGCUUCUUUCCUCUUCUUCUUUCCUCUUCUCUCAUCCCUCUGUUCCAGUCUGAGUUGUCUCCUCCCUCUGUUCCAGUCUGUGUUGUCUCAUCUCUCUGUUCCAGUCUGAGUUGUCUCAUCCCUCUGUUCCAGUCUGAGUUGUCUCCUCCCUCUGUUCCAGUCUGAGUUGUCUCCUCCCUCUGUUCCAGUCUGAGUUGUCUCCUCCCUCUGUUCCAGUCUGAGUUGUCUCCUCCCUCUGUUCCAGUCUGAGUUGUCUCCUCCCUCUGUUCCAGUCUGAGUUGUCUCCUCCCCCUCUGUUCCAGUCCUGAGUUGUCUCAUCUCUCUGUUCCAGUCUGAUUGUCUCAUCUCGCUGUUCCAGUCUGAGUUGUCUCCUCCCUCUGUUCCAGUCUGAGUUGUCUCCUCCCUCUGUUCCAGUCUGAGUUGUCUCAUCUCUCUGUUCCAGUCUGAGUUGUCUCAUCCCUCUGUUCCAGUCUGAGUUGUCUCAUCCCUCUGUUCCAGUCUGAGUUGUCUCCUCCCUCUGUUCCAGUCUGAGUUGUCUCAUCCCUCUGUUCCAGUCUGAGUUGUCUCCUCCCUCUGUUCCAGUCUGAGUUGUCUCCUCCCUCUGUUCCAGUCUGAGUUGUCUCAUCCCUCUGUUCCAGUCUGAGAUGUCUCAUCUCUCUGUUCCAGUCUGAGUUGGACAGUGUGAGCAGUCUGCUGAAUGAAGUGGAGGGGAAGAACAUUAAACUGAGUAAAGACGUGACCAGUCUGGGGACCCAGCUACAGGACUCUCAGGUGAGACUUAGACCUACAGAACUCUCAGGUGAGACUUAGACCUACAGGACUAACAGGUGAGACUUAGACCUAUAGGACUAACAGGUGAGACUUAGACAUAUAGGACUCUCAGGUGAGACUUAGACCUACAGCACUAACAGGUGAGACUUAGACCUACAGGACUAACAGGUGAGACUUAGAACUAUAGGACUCUCAGGUGAGACUUAGACCUACAGCACUAACAGGUGAGACCUAGACCUACAGGACUAACAGGUGAGACUUAGACCUAUAGGACUAACAGGUGAGACUUAGACCUACAGGACUAACAUGUGAGACUUAGACCUACAGGACUAACAGGUGAGACUUAGACCUACAGGACUAACAGGUGAGACUUAGACCUAUUUGACUCUCAGGUGAGACUUAGACCUACAGGACUAACAAGUGAGACUUAGACCUACAGGACUAAGAGGUUAGACUUAGACCUACAGGACUAACAGGUGAGACUUAGACCUACAGGACUAACAGGUGAGACUUAGACCUACAGGACUAACAGGUGAGACUUAGACCUACAGGACUAACAGGUGAGACUUAGACCUAUUUGACUCUCAGGUGAGACUUAGACCUACAGGACUAACAAGUGAGACUUAGACCUACAGGACUAACAGGUUAGACUUAGACCUACAGGACUACCAGGUGAGACUUAGACCUACAGGACUAACAGGUGAGACUUAGACCUACAGGGCUAACAGGUGAGACUUAGACCUACAGGACUAACAGGUGAGACUUAGACCUAUAGGACUCUCAGGUGAGACUUAGACCUAUAGGACUAACAGGUGAGACCUAGACCUACAGGACUAACAGGUGAGACUUAGACCUACAGGACUAACAGGUGAGACUUAGACCUACAGGACUAACAGGUGAGACUUAGACCUAUAGGACUCUCAGGUGAGACUUAGACCUACACGACUAACAUGUGAGACUUAGACCUACAGGACUAACAGGUGAGACUUAGACCUACAGGACUAACAGGUGAGACUUAGACCUAUAGGACUCAUCAGGUGAGACUUAGACCUACAGGACUAACAGGUGAGACUUAGACCUACAGGACUAACAGGUGAGACUUAGACCUACAGGACUAACAUUUACAUGCAGGUAAUUUACUUAGACCUACAGGACUAACAGGUGAGACAUAGACCUACAGAACUAACAGGUGAGACUUAGACCUAUAGGACUCUCAGGUGAGACUUAGACCUACAGGACUAACAGAUGAGACUUAGACCUACAGGACUAACAGGUGAGACUUAGACCUGUAGGACUAACAGAUGAGACUCAGACCUACAGCACUAACAGGUGAGACUUAGACCUACAGGACUAACAGGUGAGACUUAGACCUAUAGGACUAACAGGUGAGACUUAGACCUACAGGACUAACAGGUGAGACUUAGACCUACAGGACUAACAGGUGAGACUUAGACCUACAGGACUAACAGGUGAGACUUAGACCUACGUGCUAACAGGUGAGACUUAGACCUACAGGACUAACAGGUGAGACUUAGACCUAUAGGACUCUCAGGUGAGACUUAGACCUACAGGACUAACAGGUGAGACUUAGACCUACAGGACUAGCAGGUGAGACUUAGACCUACAGGACUAACAGGUGAGACAGACCUACAGGACUAACAGGUGAGACUUAGACCUAUAGGACUCUCAGGUGAGACUUAGACCUACACGACUAACAUGUGAGACUUAGACCUACAGGACAACGGUGAGACUUAGACCUACAGGACUAACAGGUGAGACUUAGACCUAUAGGACUCUCAGGUGAGACUUAGACCUACAGGACUAACAGGUGAGACUUAGACCUACAGGACUAACAGGUGAGACUUAGACCUACAGGACUAACAUUUACAUGCAGGUAAUGUACUUAGACCUACAGGACUAACAGGUGAGACAUAGAGCUACAGGACUAACAGGUGAGACUUAGACCUACAGGACUAACAGGUGAGACUUAGACCUACAGGACUAACAGGUGAGACUUAGACCUACAGGACUAACAGGUGAGACUUAGACCUACAUGGGCUCUCUGUCUUACUUCACAGAACAACUGGUAGGGGAAACAUUGAACAAAUAUAGGAUGUUCAGCUGACAGGAAAACCUUCUCAGAGCGAUAGAUAAACAGAUAUUAUUUCUCGGUUGUCCCUCCUGUCUAAUACUUUGUUUUCUAAGUAAUAUAUGUUGGUGCCUUUGAGGCUAAAGUGAACUACAUCACACUACCACAACAUGUUUAUGUUCAUCUGUAUCCCUCUCUCCCUCUCUUCCUAUCUCCCUCUCUCACUCUCCUCCUCUCUCCCUCUCUCCCUCUCUCCCUCUCCCUCCUCUCUCCCUCUCCUCCUCCCUCUCUCCCUCUCUCCCCCUCUCUCCCCCUCUCCUCCCUCUCCCUCUCUCCCUCUCUCCUUCUCUCCCUCUCUCCCUCUCUCCCCCUCUAGGAGUUGUUGGCAGAGGAGACUCGUCAGAAGCUGAACCUAUCAGGUCGUCUACGCCAGACAGAGGAUGACAGGAACAACCUUCUAGAACAGCUGGAGGAAGAGACAGAGGCCAAGAGAGGGGUGGAGAGACAGGCCUCCAACCUCAACAUGCAGGUCAGUGGGGAGGGAGGGAGCGUGAGAGAGAGAGAGAGAGAGAGAGAGAGAGAGAGAGAGAGAGAGAGAGAGAGAGAGAGAGGAGUAGAGAGAGAGAGAGAAGAGAUAGAGAGCGCUCUUUCUCUCUCUCAUCGCGCUCUCGCUCUCUCUCUUCGCCUCUCUCUCUUCUCAUCUCUCUCCUCCUAUCUCUCUUCCGCUUUUCCCCAUUCUCCUCCUCUUCAGUUGUCUGACUGUAAGAAACGUCUGGAUGAGCAGCAGGGGACAGUGGAACUGCUGGAGGACGGGAAGAAACGCCUGCAGAGAGACCUGGAGGCUGCCAACUCACAGUACGAGGAUUAGACAUAUAUAAUAUAUACUGUAUAUAAUAGUUAUAUAUUUGUAAUAAACAUAUGUAGGAUCUUAAUUUUAUCACUCAAUUUUUUGCUGAGAAUGUUCUUGCACCUCAGGAAAUGCAGAUGAGCUUCGUGAUUUAAAUACAUUCACUGAAAACUGGCAUUAACACACUUUUUUUGGCUAGGUAAUAGCAACAUUAUGGACUUUAAAAACAUUCAAAUCCUGUUGCUGCAAGAUUAUUUUACUGCAACAAUACUGGUCAAAUGAAGAUCCUACAUCUGUAUAGCCAUAUAUAAUAUAUAUACACUGCUCAAAAAAAUAAAGGGAACACUAAAAUAACACAUCCUAGAUCUGAAUGAAUGAAAUAAUCUUAUUAAAUACUGUUUUCAUUACAUAGUUGAAUGUGCUGACAACAAAAUCACACAAAAAUUAUCAAUGGAAAUCAAAUGUAUCAACCCAUGGAGGUCUGGAUUUGGAGUCACCCUCAAAAUUAAAGUGGAAAACCACACUACAGGCUGAUCCAACUUUGAUGUAAUGUCAAAAUGAGGCUCAGUAGUGUGUGUGGCCUCCACGUGCCUGUAUGACCUCCCAACAACACCUGGGCAUGCUCCUGAUGAGGUGGCGGAUGGUCUCCUGAGGGAUCUCCUCCCAGACCUGGACUAAAGCAUCCGCCAACUCCUGGACAGUCUGUGGUGCAACAUGGCGUUGGUAAAUGGAGCGAGACAUGAUGUCCCAGAUGUGCUCAAUUGGAUUCAGGUCUGGGGAACGGGCGGGCCAGUCCAUAGCAUCAAUGCCUUCCUCUUGCAGGAACUGCUGACACACUCCAGCCACAUGAGGUCUAGCAUUGUCUUGCAUUAGGAGGAACCCAGGGUCAACCGCACCAGCAUAUGGUCUCACAAGGGGUCUGAGGAUCUCAUCUUGGUACCUAAUGGCAGUCAGGCUACCUCUGGCGAGCACAUGGAGGGCUGUGCGGCCCCCCAAAGAAAUGCCACCCCACACCAUGACUGACCCACCGCCAAACCGGUCAUGCUGGAGGAUGAUGCAGGCAACAGAACGUUCUCCACGGCGUCUCCAGACUCUGUCACGUCUGUCACGUGCUCAGUGUGAACCUGCUUUCAUCUGUGAAGAGCACAGGGCGCCAGUGGCGAAUUUGCCAAUCUUGGUGUUCUCUGGCAAAUGCCAAACGUCCUGCACGGUGUUGGGCUGUAAGCACAACCCCCACCUGUGGACGUCGGGCCCUCAUACCACCCUCAUGGAGUCUGUUUCUGACCGUUUGAGCAGACACAUGCACAUUUGUGGCCUGCUGGAGGUCAUUUUGCAGGGCUCUGGCAGUGCUCCUCCUGCUCCUCCUUGCACAAAGGCGGAGGUAGCAGUUCUGCUGCUGGGUUGUUAACCUCCUAUGGCCUCCUCCACGUCUCCUGAUGUACUGGCCUGUCUCCUGGUAGCGCCUCCAUGCUCUGGACACUACGCUGACAGACACAGCAAACCUUCUUGCCACAGCUCGCAUUGAUGUGCCAUCCUGGAUGAGCUGCACUACCUGAGUCACUUGUGUGGGUUGUAGACUCCGUCUCAUGCUACCACUAGAGUGAAAGCACUGCCAGCAUUCAAAAGUGACCAAAACAUCUGUCAGGAAGCAUAGGAACUGAGAAGUGGUCUGUGGUCACCACCUGCAAAACCAGUCCUUUAUUGGGGGUGUCUUGCUAAUUGCCUAUAAUUUCCACCUGUUGUCUAUUCCAUUUGCACAACAGCAUGUGAAAUGUAUUGUCAAUCAGUGUUGCUUCCUAAGUUGACAGUUUGAUUUCACAGAAGUGUGAUUGACUUGGAGUUACAUUGUGUUGUUUAAGUGUUCCCUUUAUUUUUUUGAGCAGUGUAUAUAACUAACCAUAUGUAACUAUAUGUUCCUCCUUCAUGGUGUGGUUGUAGGUACGAGGAGAAGGCGUGUGCCUAUGAUAAACUGGAGAAGAACAGGAUCAGACUACAGCAGGAACUGGAGGACAUUCUGAUGGACCUGGACAACCAGAGAACCUUGGUCUCCAACCUGGAGAAGAAACAGAGGAAGUUUGAC